GACGCACAUACGUCAUGUACUUGCAGGCCUACGUGACGUGCGAGUCGUGAAUCAACCUAUGAAAUCAACUGAUGUUGUGUCUAAAUUAACUCCCUACGUGAUUUCCCAAGAUUUUCACGCUGCGAAAUGUAUGAAGAAAUGUCAGUAGAAAGAAACUGGACGGACACCGAGACGAGGGCGCUGCUGUACAUCCGACAGGACGAAGACAUUAAUAGACAAAUCAGCGGAACGGUUCGCGACUCUCUUAUUUACGCUGAAAUAUCAAGGCUUCUCCGCGCGCAAGGGAUCCACAGAACCAAGCGGCAGGUAACCACCAAACUGAAAACACUCAAGCAGAAGUUCCUGAAAAUACACGAGCAUCACAAAAACAACGGCCACGGCAGAGUGUACUGGAAUUAUUAUGACCUCUGCAAGUCCAUCUGGGGCAGCAACCGCCCCGCAGACGCUUUAACACUUCAUAGAAACGUGAAGCUCGAAGAGCCGCAGAGUACGUCCAUCGAGGACGCGCGGAAUGAGCGCAGAUCCACGGACAUCGAGGAGGUGUCUGUCAGUCACGACGAUGACAUGACAGACGUGGUCGCUCAACCUGUGAGGAAGAAGGCCAAAAAAUGUUCCGUUACCGACUCUGUGAGAGCUCAAGAACCUCUCCACGUGCAAAACCAGAGGGAGUAUGAGGAACGAUUGCGAAGGGAAGCCAGAGAGGAACAGAAGGAGGACCGGACGAGUCUGAUGGCCAUGUGGAAGGAGAUGAUGGAGUUUCAAGGGAACCUCUUAAAGGAGUUCAUACACCGCCCAUCUCUGCCUUCACAUCCAUCUUACCACAGACAUGCUCUUCACAACCAAGUACACUCUAGUUUUCCAAGCACUAGCUACAUGCCACCGUACGACUCUCCAGGAGCUGAAACUGAGAAUGAAAGUGCAAUCUCACAUGAAGAAGAAGAGGAGGAGGAAGAGAAAUAUGUUAUUCCAGCUGAGAUUGCACCUGUUAACCUUGGAAACGACAGCCAAUCAAACACAGCAGAGACUGUUUCCCCCCCGCCUACCCAAUCAGCAGGAAAGAGCGAUCUGGAGAUGUCCGUGCUACGCAGACAGGAAAGAGUCUUACAGCUUCAGGAAGAGUACUAUUCACUCAAAAUCAACUAUCUGAAACACAAGAUGGCCAAGGAUCCAUGACGGAAUGCUAAAGAGGAGUCUUUCAAGAUGUGAAAACUUGCAAAUGUAGAUGUUCUCAGCUGAACUGUGGAAACUAUUAGUGUGUAUUUGUCUGUGCACCUCAUAUUCCUUGUAAAUCUUAUUACAUAUUUUGACCAGAAGAUGGCAAGGUGGUUACUUCAUAUUUCCUGCUGUCAUCAUUAGACAUGUGCAAGACAGAUUUCAUUUUUAUGGCAAUUUACUAGCAGUUGUCUUUGAGGCAUUAUUAAGCAAAAUUGUCUCCAUUUUCUCAACUAAAUGUUACUGGUCUUUAUUGUAAAUGAUUCAUUAGUUU
This is a messenger RNA of Carassius carassius (crucian carp), 1486 nucleotides long. RefSeq lists its product as uncharacterized. The transcript is spliced from 3 exons. NCBI's taxonomy places the organism in Eukaryota, Metazoa, Chordata, Actinopteri, Cypriniformes, Cyprinidae. The record is from RefSeq and is a predicted model, not a curated record. Bases 127 to 1173 code for a protein of 348 amino acids.